UUAUUUUUUCAAAUUGAUUUUUUUUAUUCAUUUAAAAAAUUGAAUUCUUUCAAUCAUAGAUUUUCGUCGUUUGAAAUCUGUGUGAAAAUUAACCAGAAUUUUGUGAAAUUUGAAGGUGACAGUUGUCAUUCGAUAUAUUCUGUGUAUGUGUUUGGUGUGUGUGUGUUAUUGAGAAUUACAAUGUCUCAAUCACAAUCAUUAUCAAUUUCAAUCGAUAAAGAUGCUUUUUUUCGUCGUAUUCGGUUAUUAUACAAUGCAUGGAAGAAUGGUCAUGAUGAAGAAUCAUAUGCAAAUCUUGUUAAAUGCGAUGCCAUUAUGGUGUCUAUUGGUCAGGAAAAUGAAGUACUAUAUUGUAAAUCAUCGGCAAUACAAACAUGGUUAUUUGGCUAUGAAAUGACUGAUGUUAUUAUGGUAUUCUGUAAACGUAGUAUAUUUAUACUUGCAUCGAAAAAGAAAGUUGAUUUUCUUAAAACAAUUGAAUCGGGUAAAGAAAAUGAAGAAUCCGUACCACCUGUAACAUUAUUGGUACGUGAUAAAUCUGAUAAAGAUGCUUCGAAUUUUGAAAAAUUAUUAAAUUCUAUUGAAAAUUCGAGUACGGGAAAAAAUUUGGGUGCAUUCAUCCGUGAUAAAUUUCCCGGUGAAUUUACUGUUGAAUGGCAAAAACGAUUGGAUGGAAAAAAAUUCAAUGUCAUUGAUAUAAGCAUACCAAUUGCUUAUAUUAUGGCGACAAAAGAUGAUCAUGAAAUUAAUCUAAUAACUAAAUCGGCCAUGUUAACUUGUGAAUUAUAUACAAAAUAUUUAAAAGAAGAACUCACACGUAUUAUUGAUGAAGAUCGUAAAGUACGGCAUAUAAAACUAACUGAAGGUGUUGAACAAGCAUCACAGAAUAAAAAAUAUAUCAAAAAUGUUGAUACAUCACAAGUGGAAUUAUGUUAUCCAGCUAUCAUACAAAGUGGUGGACAAUAUAAUCUGAAAUUUUCCGCUUCAAGUGAUAGUAAAAUUUUACAUUUUGGUACAAUAACAUGUUCAGUCGGUUUACGUUAUCGACAAUAUUGUUCUAAUAUUGUCCGUACAUUAUUGGUAAAUCCAACCGAAGAACAGAAAAAACAUUAUGAAUUUUUAUUGACCGUUCAGGAAGUUAUAUUAGAUCGAUUAAAACCUGGAGCAAAUUUAGCUGAUAUUUAUCAAACGGCUGUUGAUAUGGUUGCUAAAUAUGAUCGAAAAUUGGUGGAUAAAUUCACCCGAAAUUGUGGUUUCAUUAUGGGUAUCGAAUUUCGAGAAAGUUCAUUACAAAUUGCACCGAAAUCAAUGGCCAUAGUAAAACGUGGAAUGGUAUUCAAUGUAAGUCUUGGAUUGGCAAAUUUAGAGAAUCGUGAAGCACCGGAUGAACAGAGUAAAAUAUAUGCAUUGUUCAUUGGUGACACUGUUUUGGUCAAAGAUGAUAAACAACCGGCAACGAUAUUGACACAAAGUAAAAAGAAAUUAAAAAAUAUAGCUAUCAUAAUUAAAGAUGAUGAUGAUGAAGAAGAAGAGGAAGAAGAACAAGAGGAUAAAAUGGAUGAUGUAGUUAAAGAUGCAUUACAAUCACGUGGUAGACGUACGGCUGUCAUUGAUACAAAACUCAGGUCGGAAGCAACCGAUAUUGAAAAACGUCGUCAACAUCAACGUGAAUUGGCCGUAUCAUUGAAUGAAGAAGCACGGGCACGUUUAGCACAAAAGUCUGGCCAUAAAGGUGAAGAACGAGCCAGAAAAUCAACAAUAUCAUAUCGAUCCACACAACAAAUGCCACAGGAACGUGAAAUUCAAGAAUUAAAAAUCUAUGUUGAUAAACGUUUUGAAACGAUUAUAUUGCCUAUAUUUGGUAUACCGGUACCAUUUCAUAUAUCGACCAUAAAGAAUAUUUCACAAUCGAUUGAAGGUGAUUAUACUUAUCUUCGUAUCAAUUUUUUCACACCUGGAACAACAAUAACAAAACAAGAAUCAUCGAUGUUUGCAUCGAAUGCUAAUCUUACGUUUUUAAAGGAAUUAACCUAUCGUUCUACCAAUUUAAAAGAGGCGGGUGAAAUUUCUGCACCAUCAUCCAAUCUUAAUACAGCAUUCCGUUUGAUUAAAGAAGUACAGAAAAAAUUCAAAACACGUGAAGCUGAAGAACGUGAAAUGGAAGGUAUUGUCAAACAGGAUCAACUUAUACUGUCGAAUUCAAAAACGAAUCCUCGACUUAAAGAUCUGUAUAUUAAGCCAAAUAUUAUUGCUAAACGAAUUCACGGAACAUUAGAAGCUCACCAGAAUGGUUUUCGUUUUACAUCGAUUCGUGGCGAUAAGAUUGACAUUAUGUAUAACAAUAUUAAACAUGCAUUCUUUCAACCAUGUGACGGUGAAAUGUUGAUUCUGUUGCAUUUUCAUUUAAAGAAUCCAAUAAUGUUUGGUAAGAAAAAACAGACAGAUGUUCAAUUCUAUACGGAAGUAGGUGAAAUAACUACCGAUCUUGGCAAACAUCAACAUAUGCAUGAUCGUGAUGAUUUAGCGGCAGAACAAGCAGAAAGAGAAAUGCGACAAAAAUUGAAAAGUGCAUUUCAAUUAUUUUGUGACAAAGUUCAAGCGAUGACCAAACAAGAAGUUGAUUUUGAUUUACCAUUUAGAGAUCUUGGCUAUUAUGGCGUUCCAAAUCGGUCGAAUGUUUUAUUACAGCCCACUUCUGGAUGUUUGGUCAAUCUUACAGAUUGGCCACCAUUUGUCAUUACACUUGAAGAUGUUGAAUUGGUCCACUUUGAACGUGUACAGUUUCAUCUGAAAAAUUUUGAUAUGGUUUUCGUAUUCAAAGAUUAUUUCCGUAAAGUAGCAACAGUAAAUUCGGUACCGAUGAACAUGUUGGAUCAUGUAAAAGAAUGGCUUAAUUCAUGUGAUAUUCGUUAUACAGAAGGUAUUCAAAGCUUGAAUUGGGCUAAAAUUAUGAAAACGAUUACGGAUGAUCCUGAAGAUUUUUUCGAAAAUGGUGGCUGGUCAUUUUUGGAUGCAAACGAUAGUGAUGAAGGUGAAGCUGCCGAAGAGCUUGACGAAGAAGAUGAUGCAUAUGAUCCAUCAGAAUCUGAAUUUGAUGAUAAUGAAGAGUCUGAAUCCGAAUAUUCGGAUGAAUCAAUAUCCGAAGAUGAGUCUAGUGAUGAGCGUUCACUUAGUUCAAGUGAAGAAUCUGGAAAAGAUUGGUCCGAAUUAGAAGAGGAAGCAGCGAAAGCUGAUCGAAAUCUUGGUGAAUUUGUCGAUGAUUAUACGGCAAAAAAACGUAAAGUAAUGAGUAAAGGUAGUGGUGGUGGUAAAUCAGAAAAACCAUCAUCGAAUAAUCAUCACCGUCCUCAUAAUAAUCAUCAUCAUUCGAAUAAUUCGAUGAAACGUCGUGCAGAUGAUCAUCAUUCAAAACAUUCAAAUUCACAUAAUAAUAAGAAACGAAAGCAUUAACCAAACAAUUUUUUUGACAGACAAGUGAUGGCUGGCUGGCUUCAACAACUCUAUCCAUUUUUUCUAAAUGAUGAUUGUAAAUUAUUUUCAUUUCCAUUCAUUGAUUUAUCAUUCAUGAAUUAUGAACCAUUAUUAUCAACCCUGAAAAAAACAAAAAAUCGCACUUGGAACACUUUUUAAAACAUUGUAAUAAUUCUUUUUCUUAACUAUUAUUCUUUAAAAUAAUAAUUUUCAUCUAAAAAAAUUGAAUUUUUUUGUUCG
Molecule: messenger RNA, 3711 nt
Organism: Dermatophagoides farinae (American house dust mite)
Lineage: Eukaryota; Metazoa; Arthropoda; Arachnida; Sarcoptiformes; Pyroglyphidae
Gene: dre4
Product: SPT16 homolog, facilitates chromatin remodeling subunit dre4
Biological process (GO): transcription elongation by RNA polymerase II
Cellular component (GO): FACT complex
Molecular function (GO): nucleosome binding
Source: RefSeq, a predicted model, not a curated record